Molecule: messenger RNA, 2264 nt
Organism: Oryza brachyantha (malo sina)
Lineage: Eukaryota; Viridiplantae; Streptophyta; Magnoliopsida; Poales; Poaceae
Product: pentatricopeptide repeat-containing protein At3g49240, mitochondrial-like
Exons: 1
Coding region: 83-1990 (635 amino acids)
Cellular component (GO): chloroplast
Molecular function (GO): protein binding
Source: RefSeq, a predicted model, not a curated record
UGGCCACCGUCUCGCAACCUCCCCCCAAAACCCUCUCGCCUCUCGCCGCUCGCCGCCGCCGCCGCCGGGCGAGCCACUGGAGAUGUCGCUGUCCAAGUCAAUCUCGGCGCGCCGCCUCGUGCCGGCGCUCUUCCCGCUCGCGCACGCCGACGCCGCCUCGGCCGCGGCCUCCCGCCGGGCGCGGCGCCGCGACUCGUUCGUCGCGACUCCCCCCACCCCGCCGCCCUCCCCCAGCGCCGUGCGCCUCGCGGAGCCCCUCCCGUCGCUCGCGCCCUCCCGCCUCGCGCUCCACAACCGCAUCCUCGCGCUCCUGUCCUCCUCCAAUGGGGAGGCGGCCGACCUCGCCGAGGCCUCGCUCCUCACCCGCCACGCGCUCCACUCCAACUGCCGCCCUUCCUCCUUCACCUGCGCCGCCGUCCUCGCCGCGCUCCUCCGCGAGCGGCGUCUCGACGACUUCUUCGCGCUCCACCGGUUCGCCCUCCAGGCCGCUGUCCCGCCCACCGCCGCCACGCACGCGCUCUACCUCUCGGCACUCGCCGCUCGCCGCCUCCCCGACGCCGCGCUCCACCACCUCCGCCUCAUCUCUCGCCCUGGAUCCCCAGUGCCCCCGUCACCAACUGCGUACCGCGUAGUCGUCAAGUCCCUCGUCGUCGACCAUGGCCGCCUCAUCGAUGCUGUCGAGCUCAAGGAUGAGAUGCUGGCCUCAGGGUUCGUCGGGCCUGAUCCACAGGUCUACAACCUUCUCAUGGCUGGGUUUGUGGAAGCCGGAGAUGGUGCGAAAGCCGUGGAAUUGUACGAAGAAUUGAAAGACAAGGUUGGAUGCGAGCCAAUUCUUGAUGGCAUUGUGUAUGGGAGCCUCAUGAAGGCUUACUUCCUUAUGGGAAUGGAGGAGAAAGCGAUGAAUUGUUACGAAGAGGCACUCGGUGUAGAAUCGGAAGUGAAAUUUGGAGCCCAGAGCUAUAAUGGUGUGGUUGAUGCACUUGGGCAGAAUGGAAGGUUGGAUGAUGCACUCAACCUGUUUGAAAGAAUGCUACAAGAGCAUGAUCCUCCACUGAGGAUUACUGUUGAUGUGAGAAGCUUCAGUGUGAUGGUGGAUGCCUACUGCGCUGCUGGGAGAUUUGAUGAUGCAAUUGCAGUGUUCAGGAGGAUGGGGGAGUGGGAGGUCAUCGCUGAUGUUGCAGCAUAUAAUAAUUUGAUCCGCCAUCUGGGUCUCCAACGGUUGGUAAGUGAGGCUGAGUUGCUCUACAAGGAGAUGGGUGAACGUGGUCUUAAAGCAGAUGAGGAAACACAUGUGCUACUGAUGGAGGGUUGCUUUAGGGUUGAUCGCAUCGAUAACGGCAUUAAUUACUUCUCCAGAAUGUCUGAGUUGGAGUUGAAGCCUGAUGCAAAUGCCUAUCAUAAGCUUGUUGAUGGCCUAAUUGGUUUCGGGAUGUUGGACAAUGCCCAUACUUAUUUCGAUCAGAUGAAGCAGCAAGAAAUUACCCCAAGCAUUGCAAGCUACAAGGCACUGCUAAAGGCAUACAUUGGUGCAGCUAGAUUGGACAGGUCAACUGAUGUCGCAAAGGAUAUUCUUUUGGACGAGAAGUUGGUGUUCAGUGAUGAAAUGAGAGAGCUUUUGGAAGGCGCUCUCCGUGAAGCAGGGAGGGAGGGUGACAUAACCAAGCUGUAUGAGGACGUGGAGAGGGAGAAAGCUGAGGCAGCAGCUCGGGCAGAAGAAGAGAAGGCAAGGGCAGAUGCUCUUGCCAGGGAAGAGAGGGAGAAGAGAAGGGCAGAGGCUGCUGCCAAGGACGAAGCUGCUGCUAGAGCUAGCGCCGCUGCCAUUGAAGCUAUCCUUGGGCACAAAAGGAAGACUGAAAAUGUAACAGGAGAAUCUGAUGCAAACACAGUGGAUGGUGGGUUCCGGAGCAUGUUUGGAAUUACAUCAGCUGGAGAUGGGGCGCUUCACGGCAUUUCUUUAGGAGGUGAAACUAAACAAGGAGAUGAACAGUAACAUGUUACAACCACCAGCAAUCAUGUCUUAAUUUGUCUGUAGGUCUGAGGUUAUACCCGUCAUUUUAUAUCGAUUCUAAGAGCACCGCAGGGUAAAUUCUGAUAUGCCAAUGAAGAUUUCAACUUUUGGUACCAAACAAGUAAAUGACUAUACCCCUGGUUAAGUCUAUGUGUAACUGCAAUGUUAACUAUAAAAUAAAAUGACGGCCACGAAAUUUUCAUGCAUUACCAUUUGAAAUCCUUUUUUUAUUUGUGCAGUAUAAAAUGCUUAAUAC